AUGGUGAGCCGAAUGGGUUGGGGGGGGAGCAGGAGGCAGCGGGGGCGGUGGGGAGACUUGGGGCCCAGCUCAGUGCCUCUGCUCCCUAUGGCACUACCACUGCCUGCUUCUCCAUGUCGGGGACUCGGGGGAGGGAGGAUCUCUGUCUUCUCUCUUUCCCCUGCCCCUCGUACAAGAAGCUACUCCUCUUCAGUGUUCCUCCCUGUCUCUGGGUCCCCCUGCUUGGCCAUUCAGGAGGCAGGGGCUUCUCAGCCUCCACCCAGUGCCUUACCCACCCCAGCCACACCCCCAACACAGGCCUGUCCCACAGCGACAACUACCUCUGCUUCUCCUUCAUGGGGGUCCCACUCCACCCCUCCCCUGGCCUUGGUCACUCCCCCUCCCUCCUGCCGGUGCCCCCAGGACCAUCCUGGGCUGCGGAUAGGCCCUCUGAUCCCUGAGCAGGAUUAUGAACGGCUAGAGGAUUGUGACCCUGAGGGGUCCCAAGACUCGCCCCUCCAUGGGGAGGACCAUCAACCCUUGCUUCACGUGCCUGAAGGACUUCGUGGCUCCUGGCAUCACAUCCAGAAUCUGGACACUUUCUUCACCAAGAUCUACAGCUACCACCAGCGGAAUGGUUUUGCCUGCAUCCUACUGGAGGAUGUAUUCCAGCUGGGACAGUUUGUUUUCAUCGUCACCUUCACAACUUUCCUCCUUCGCUGUGUGGAUUAUAAUGUUCUCUUCAACAACCAACCAAAGAACCACACAAGACCAGGGCCAUUCCACAGCAAAGUGACCUUGUCGGAUGCCAUUCUACCCUCAGCCCAGUGUGCAGAGAAGAUCCGCGACAGUCCCCUGUUGGUCUUCCUCCUAGUCUUGGCUGCUGGCUUCUGGCUGUUCCAGCUGCUACGCUCAGUUUGCAACCUCUUCAGCUACUGGGACAUCCAGGUGUUUUACAGGGAGGCCCUGCACAUUCCCCCAGAGGAACUCAGCUCUGUACCCUGGGCCGAGGUGCAGUCCCGCCUCCUGGAGCUGCAGAGGAGCGGUGGGCUGUGUGUGCAGCCACGGCCACUGACGGAACUGGACGUCCACCACCGCAUUCUGCGCUACACCAACUACCAGGUGGCGCUGGCCAACAAGGGCUUGCUGCCCGCCCGCUGCCCGCUGCCCUGGGGGGGCAGUGCAGCCUUCCUCAGUCGCGGCCUGGCCCUCAACGUGGACUUGCUGCUCUUCCGCGGUCCCUUCUCGCUCUUCCGCGGGGGCUGGGAGCUUCCCGAAGCCUACAAGCGCAGCGACCUCCGGGGCGUCCUGGCCACACGCUGGCGGCGCACUGUGCUGCUGCUGGCCGCCGUGAACUUGGCGCUGAGCCCGCUGGUGCUGGCCUGGCAGGUGCUGCACGCCUUCUACAGCCACGUGGAGCUGCUGCGCCGUGAGCCUGGCGCCUUCGGGGCGCGCCGCUGGUCCCGCCUGGCCCGCCUGCAGCUGCGCCACUUCAACGAGCUGCCGCACGAGUUGCAUUCGCGCCUAGCCCGCGCCUACCGGCCUGCAGCCGCCUUCCUGCGUGCAGCCGAGCCCCCCGCGCCCCUGCGCGCGCUGCUGGCCCGCCAGCUGGUCUUCUUCUCCGGAGCGCUCUUUGCCGCGCUGCUGGUGCUCACCAUCUACGAUGAGGACGUGCUGGCCGUGGAGCAUGUGCUCACUACCAUGACGGCGCUCGGGGUCACAGCCACCGUGGCCAGGUCCUUCAUUCCAGAGGAGCAAUGCCAGGGGCGUUCGCCCCAGCUCCUGCUGCAGGCGGCCCUGGCACACAUGCAUUACCUCCCGGAGGAGCCUGGCGCCGCAGGUGCUCGGGCCAGCCCUUACUGGCAGAUGGCGCAGCUGCUUCAGUACCGAGCAGUCUCCCUCCUGGAAGAGCUGCUGUCUCCACUCCUCACCCCGCUGUUUUUGCUCUUCUGGUUCCGCCCCCGUGCUCUGGAGAUUAUUGAUUUUUUCCAUCACUUCACGGUGGAUGUGGCUGGUGUUGGGGACAUCUGCUCUUUUGCUUUAAUGGAUGUGAAGCGUCACGGGCAUCCUCAGUGGCUCUCAGGGGGACAGACGGAGGCCUCACUCUCUCAGCGUGCAGAGGAUGGAAAGACUGAGCUCUCCUUAAUGCGAUUCUCCUUGGCACAUCCACAAUGGCAGCCACCGGGGCACAGCUCUAAGUUCCUUGGACACCUUCGGGGCCGGGUACAGCAAGAUGCAGCUGCCUGGGGUGCUCCCUCAACACGCAGCCCCCCCACCCCAGGGGUGCUCAGUAACUGUACUUCCCCUCUGCCAGAAGCCUUCCUGGCCAACCUCUUGGUGAAUCCUUGCCCACCGCCGAGGGACUUGAGUCCCACAGCUCCGUGCCCUGCUGCCGCCACAGCCAGCCUCCUUGCCUCUAUUUCAAGAAUGGUCCAGGACCCUAGCUGUGUGUCUCCAGGAGGCACCGGAGGCCAGAAGCUGACCCAGCCACCAGAGCUUGUUUCCGCUGAGAUGAGCCUCCAUGCCCUUUACUUACAUCAGCUUCAUCAACAGCAGCAGCAGGAACUAUGGGGAGAGGCUUCAGCCUCCUCCCCAUCCAGGCCCUGGUCCAGCCCUUCGCAGCCAGGCUCACCCGACGACGAGGAGAAGCCAUCAUGGUCAAGUGAUGGCUCCAGUCCUGCUUCCAGCCCGAGACAACAGUGGGCCACCCAGAGGGCCCAGAAUCUAUUCCCAAGGGGUUUUCAGGAGACCUCAGACACUCAGAAGGAGCCCCUACCAGGCUCCUUGCACUGACUGAGGAUUAUCUCAGGUCAGUAUUACCCACACAGGGGUCAAGCAA
This is a messenger RNA of Acomys russatus (golden spiny mouse), 2818 nucleotides long. It is a transcript of the gene Atg9b, whose product is annotated as autophagy related 9B. The transcript is spliced from 13 exons. The record is from RefSeq and is a predicted model, not a curated record. Gene Ontology annotation, biological process: autophagy of mitochondrion; protein localization to phagophore assembly site. Bases 1 to 2772 code for a protein of 923 amino acids. NCBI's taxonomy places the organism in Eukaryota, Metazoa, Chordata, Mammalia, Rodentia, Muridae. Gene Ontology annotation, cellular component: phagophore assembly site; autophagosome.